AUGUCUGUGAAGAAUGGUUACACUAUCCCUCAAGCUCCUCCUACCGACCCUGAUGCUAAAAGAGAAUAUGAGAACAAUGCAAAAGCUAAGAAUGCAAUCUUGAGCGGCUUAUCUAAUACAGAGUUUGUCAAAGUAAUGCAUUGCACAUCAGCAAAAACUACAUGGGAUAAAAUGCAAAGUAUAUUUGAAGGAGAUAUCAAGGUGAAAGAAGCCAAGCCACAAAAUCUGAGAGCUCAAUUUGAAAAUCUAAAAAUGAGAGAUGAGGAGAAAAUAGCUGAUUAUUUGCAAAAAAUGGAUGAAAUUAUGGGUGCCAUAAGAGAACUUGGAGAAGAAGUCUCUGCUAUUGAGGAAGUGAAGGACUUAAAGAAUUUCUCCAUGGAUGAGUUAUUUGGCUCCUUAUUAGCCUAUGAAAUGAGAAUAAUACAAGGAGAAACAUCAAAGAGAGAGGCUGCCUUCAACAUAACAAAAAAAGGAAAAGAAGAAGGUGAUCAUGAGGAAGAAGUUGACUCUGAUGCUUUUAUAGCCAGCUUUGUAAGGAAAUUCAAAAGAGGCUCAGUAAAGUACAAAGGUAAGUUUCCUUUCAAAUGUUUCAACUAUGGUAAGAUUGAACACUUUGCCUCUAAGUGCCCCUAUGGUGAGAAGGAUGAAGAUGAGAAGCAAAACAUCAGAUCUUUUGGUAAAGAUAAAAUAAAGAAAACCUACAAGCCAAGGAGAAGGAGUUUUAGGAAGAAAUAUAGUCUUUAUGCAUUUGAAGAUGAUGCCUUUGAUGAAGAAAGUGUCUCUGAAGAUUGCUGCAGUGAAGAUGAAAGAGAAGUUAAUCUCUUUAUGGAACAAGGAGAACUAGAUGAUGAGAAAGAUGGUAGUGAUGAAGAAGAGGAAAUAGAAGCUGAAGUAGAUCUUGAAGGUGAAAUUGUGAGUGCUCUAGAAGAACUUAGAAAAGUGAGAAAAUAA
Cryptomeria japonica (Japanese cedar) is the source of this 951-nucleotide messenger RNA. RefSeq lists its product as uncharacterized. Lineage: Eukaryota; Viridiplantae; Streptophyta; Pinopsida; Cupressales; Cupressaceae. The record is from RefSeq and is a predicted model, not a curated record. The coding region runs from base 1 to 951 and encodes 316 amino acids. The transcript has 2 exons.